UUUUUUUGACUCUUCCCCCUGUUCCUUGCUGUGACCUUGAUUUUUACACCGGUUUUCAACUCCCUGGGAGGGCUCCAGUGGCUCCAAUAUGGUGGAGAGGGGAGAGGUUGAACUGCCGCGAGGGGUAACACCGCAGAGCAAGGUUGAUUGAUGAACGAAGUCCGGCUCCCGCGAUGAUGCGGUGAUGCGGCAAAAGUCAUGGGGAUUCGACGCGAACAGCCGAGAAACAGAUGCCGGGGGAGGAUGUGACAGGGGUCGUCAAGCGCAGAUCUGGGUUCCGUUCCCCAGCCCAGGAUUUAUCAAGCGAGCCACUAUCAAUCGGAGACUCCACGACGAGAAAAGAGCCGGGUGGAUUGCCUCGUUUUUUUCUCUGACAUCCUCAUCCUCGUCUGUCAAAGCACGCGGCCUGUGGACAACAGAAGCAUGGUCGUUGCUUGUCGGGUCAAUAAGGGACGAGAUCCGGAAAAGGGGUCCAUUAAGUGGGGGUACAGAUCAGAGAAGCCGCUCGUCAGAUCCGGAAAUACGGCAGCUUGCAACGCUACGGACGCGGUUUUGGGACGACGCCAGACCCGAGUGGGGGGGAAGUAGCGAAACUCCACGUGCCGGGGAUCCUUCGCAUUGCCGAGAUGGGUGGUUUUGUUGUAUUGUUGUAACCCUCCGCCGCUGGCGUCGUAUGGCAUGUGCGCAGCAGGGUCGCAUCUUGCUCCUGUUGGGAUGGCUCGUUUUCGAUAGUUCCUGGGCAAUUAACAUCGAACGUUCCGUCAUGUUGCGCUGUGAUAAUGCGCAGGGAACUCCGAUAAGAUCGACGCUUGUCUCCUGAAGCCAUGUUGCUGGGUCGCUCCCCUGCAUCGGUAUUUCAUAGCACUCUCUGCCAGCUGUGAACGGGAGCUCCAGUUGAACAAGAAUCAACACCGUGCUUUUGCUCCAGCCGCCAGAUAUUGAGGAACCCACCGGUUGUCCGACU
Chaetomium fimeti is the source of this 964-nucleotide messenger RNA. RefSeq lists its product as uncharacterized. NCBI's taxonomy places the organism in Eukaryota, Fungi, Ascomycota, Sordariomycetes, Sordariales, Chaetomiaceae. The coding region runs from base 185 to 820 and encodes 211 amino acids. The transcript has 2 exons. The record is from RefSeq and is a predicted model, not a curated record.